Messenger RNA from Harmonia axyridis, 2048 nucleotides. Its product is annotated as pyrokinin-1 receptor-like. Gene Ontology annotation, molecular function: neuromedin U receptor activity. Gene Ontology annotation, biological process: neuropeptide signaling pathway. Gene Ontology annotation, cellular component: plasma membrane. NCBI's taxonomy places the organism in Eukaryota, Metazoa, Arthropoda, Insecta, Coleoptera, Coccinellidae. The transcript is spliced from 5 exons. The record is from RefSeq and is a predicted model, not a curated record. Bases 184 to 1773 code for a protein of 529 amino acids.
CAACUGUCGACCUCGUUUCUGUCGGCAAAGCAAAACACUGCGCGGCGGCAAUACCGCGUGGAAUUCUAUCUGCGAAGUGGCUCCAGUGCUUUGCGAACCAGCGGUGGCAACACAAGGGGUACAACAGGUGGUUGAUCAUACCCGUGCGUCGUUUAGCGAUAAGUUUGAGAUGUAGUAUCCGGCAUGGGGGACCAAAACGCGUCGGUAAUGGAGUGUUUAGAAGCGAAUUUGGGACCGCAGAGAGGGUCUCUCUACAUCGUGGUGCCGGUCAUAGUGAUUUAUUCGGUGAUUUUUCUCACUGGGGUGGUGGGUAACAUAAGCACUUGCAUAGUUAUUUCAAGGAACAAAUCCAUGCACACGGCAACUAACUAUUACCUGUUCAGCCUGGCAGUUUCGGACCUGCUCUUGCUGCUUUUCGGACUUCCUCAGGAGGUCUACCUUAUCUGGUCCAGGUAUCCUUACAUCUUCGGAGCUACCUUCUGUUUCCUCAGAGGUUUAUUCGCUGAGAUCUCCUCCAACGCUACAGUCUCUAUCAUAACAGCGUUCACCGUGGAGAGGUACUUGGCAAUAUGCCAUCCUCUGAGGUCUCACAUGAUGUCCAAGUUGUCUAGAGCUGUGAGAAUCAUUUUUGGCAUAUGGUUCUUCUCUGUGUUCUUGGCCGUGCCACAGGCUAUGCAAUUUGGGAUAGUGGACCAUGGGAAUUGUGAGGUUUGCCAGCUAAUAGAGCCAAUGAUUGAACACUCUUUCGAAGUGAGUUCUCUGGUGUUUUUUAUUGCACCAAUGACUGUUAUAUCAGUGCUGUAUAUAUUAAUCGGAUUGAAGCUUCAUCAAUCCAAGAUUAUGAGAAGGAAGAAUGUGAGUAUCACUGGACAUAGGAAUUCAUCCAGGAAGAUCAUAAAGAUGCUUGUGGCCGUUGUUGUUGCAUUCUUCAUCUGCUGGGCUCCGUUCCAUUUUCAAAGACUGUUUACGAUAUAUUCCGGAGAUCUGUCCAACGAGGAAACUUACAAUCUUCAUCUCAAGAUCUACGAAGUUGUCACCUACGUCAGUGGCAUCUUAUACUAUUUGUCUGCUACAAUAAAUCCUAUAUUAUACAACAUAAUGUCUGUCAAGUUCAGGGAAGCUUUCAAGGAAACUUUCUCCAGAUGCUGUCAUCUGUCGUGUUUCAAGUCGAGGCGACCGCAACGGUCCUACAUCGUCCUUUCUCGUUCUGUUCCAAUAAGGGGCGAACAAGCCAGUGGUAGCGCCAGCAGUAGUGGGGGUAAAGGUCCAUCUGUCGAAAUCAAAGAUGAGCCAACGUCACAAACCAGCACAUCUCUGUCAAGGCGGGGCUUAUCAAAGUCUAGUUCAGAUCAAAGCUUUGGCAUUAGGUCAAAGCCUAUCACAUUCAAAGAAAAAAGAUCAAGGCAGUUAUCCGUCGACACCCUCGAAUCGCCUGAGGCCAAAUCCCCCUCCACUUACGAAAUGAAGACUUGCGUCAGAUCAAUGGAGAUGAUGUCAAAAGAGCAGUCGAACGUUUCGGAAUGUUGCGGUUUGUUUCUAAAUAAAAACAAGGAGAAUCACAAGGUUCAGAGGAGGUAUUCCGCUCACUACACCCCUGCUUUCCUGGAGGAGAUCGCCUUCCGCAAUUCGAAGAACGCGGAAGCUGAUAGUCCAUGUCACAUCAGCAACUCGAGUUUGAGAGACGUGGAAAGAGACGUCUUGGAAGACGAACUGACGGCUUAUAUGAAGGAGAUACAGAGGAGAGAACAGACUUUAUAUGGCGUGAAUAGGUGACAUAGGGAAUCUCGUCAUUGAGGAGAGAAGAUCUCAUAUCUAUGGUUGUGGCAGAUGCGUUUCAGGCAUUCCCAGCCAAUUUCAAAGGUCGUGGUAUUUCAUCCUGGGAUCACCGAUGUAAUCAUCAGUUUGGCACACAGUGAUCCCUGCCACAUACACCAACCAACCUAUUAGUGGAGCAUGGUAACUUUACCUUAAGACGGUUGGUUCAUAUCCCAAGCGGUUUCGGUUUUGCAGAGAUGCGCAGGACACGAAACCAACUCUUGGGCAAGCAA